UGGACGGCCAACUUGGCGGCCGUUUCAGGCGGAGAGGCCGAGGGUGUUGUUGGUAAAAAUUGUAAGGCCGGUCCGGUGUUGGUUGGCUGACGGAAAUGUGGGGAUUUCCCUCGAAUUCGCGGUGUCUGCUGCCGCCGGACAGUCCUCUUGGCGCCCGUCGAGUACGCACGGACAACAAGAAUGGCGUAACUCCGGGAUGGAGCCGAGUUUCUUCCAGGGACCUCGGCGUUUUGGUGCUCGCCUUCUUCUGCGCGGCUCGGACCUGUGGGGGAUACAAUUUAGAUCUGCGCUUCCCGGUCAUCAAAGAGGGCAAGACCAACGGCAGCUUCUUCGGCUUCUCCGUGGCGCUGCACAGACAGACAGCCGGAGAGCAGAGAUACCUACUCUUAACGGGAGCUCCGAAAGAGAAGGCACUGCCCCAGGUGAAGGCAAACGAGACAGGAGCCAUCUACUCCUGUCCAGUGACCACUGACCCAGAUGACUGUACCAGAAUGGGCCUGGUCGAUGCAGUGGAGAACACCGAGAUGGUGGAGGGGAUGUGGCUGGGCGUGACCGUGGCCAGUCAGGGAGGGCCGAACGGGGGCCGUGUGCUGGCCUGUGGCCACCGCUUUGUGAAGAUCACGUGGUCGGGCUCGAUGGAGCAGAGGCGGAUGAUCGGGCGGUGCUUCGUCCGAGGGAACGACCUCCAGUACGACGCCAACGACGACUGGCAGACCUCCCGCUACGAGGUGUGCAACCCCAACCACGACAUGGAGCUGGAGGGCAUGUGCACCAUGGGCAUCUCCGCGGGCAUGACGGAAACCGACGUGUACAUCGGCGCUCCGGGGAGCUUCCUGUGGCAAGGAAAUGUCCAUAACACCUGGAGGAACCCCCAGGAGUCCUGGGACUCGAAUGAGAAGUCUUUCCCUGACCUGCGUGGCCAGCGAUACCUCUACAUCGGGUAUUCCGUCCUGCAAGAGCAGAACGUCCUGCGGAAGAACUCGUACACGCUGAUCACCGGGGCGCCGCGCAACGAGAGCCGGGGCUCGGUGAUGCUGGCCGAUAUCGAUGCCACCCUGACCCCCCGCGUGGUCCUGUUGGGGGAGCAGCUGGGCUCCUACUUCGGGAGCAGCAUAGCGGCCACUGAUCUGAACAAGGAUGGGUGGAACGACCUGAUCGUCGGGGCCCCCUUCUACUUCCACCACAAGAGGGAGCAGGGCGGCUCGGUGUACGUCUUCAUGAACGAGAACGGCUCCUUCCGGGACGGGGCCAGCGUGGUGCUGCCGGGCGCCCCCGGCUCCGGGUUCGGCAUCGCCGUCGCCGCCAUCGGGGACAUUAACCAGGAUGGCUUCCAAGAUUUUGCAGUCGGAGCCCCUUUCGAUGGCUCGGGGAAGGUGUUUAUCUGGUGUGGCCGUAACAAGGGGAUUUCUGCGGAAUACAGUCAGGUGAUUGAGGGGCAAGAGGUGGGCAAGGGUGGAUUCAUGACCUUUGGCUACUCCAUCGCCGGGGGGCUGGAUGUGGAUGACAACAGCUACCCUGAUGUCCUGGUGGGCUCUCUGGACAACAAGAUAGCCCUGCUCAGGGCUCGGCCAGUCAUUAAUCUCUCCACGACGUUUGCCGUUGAGCCCAAGAUCGUGGACCCCAGUAAAUGUACCUCAAACUCCUGUAUCCAAGUGAACCUGUGCUUCUCCUACACACUGAGCACUGGCAACAAGAACUUCAAGAGGAACAUCACUCUGGCUUAUGACCUGAGUGCCGACAGGGACCGGCGAAGCCCACGAGUCCGAUUCCUCAGCAACAACCAGAACACCUACAGAGGCUCCUUCUCCAUGCCCGAGACCAGCUGCCAGACCCUCGAGCUCGUCCUGGUGGACAGUAACAUCCAAGACAAGCUGCACCCUGUGGUGUUCGCUCUGAACUUCUCGCUGGCGGAGCAGACCCAGAGGGGCAGGGGACGCCGGGCCCUGCAGAACCUGGACGGGUUCCCCAUACUGAGAGAGGGGCACAAACUCUCGGAGACCGCCGAGAUCAAUUUCCAGAAGGACUGCGGCGAUGACAACAGGUGCAGGAGUAACCUGCAGCUCUCGGCGCUGUUCGCCAGCGAGCAGCAGGUACCCCUCCCCAGUCAGGGCGGCCUGCAGGUCCUGCAGUACAGCACCAGUGUGAAGAAGCUGCUGCUGGUGGUGAACGUGACCAAUCUGCCCUCGGGGGCCGCGGAGGCGGAGGACGCUCACCGGGCCGAGCUGAACGUCACCAUCCCCGCCGCGCUGCGCUACUCCGGGGUGCGCUCCAGCCACUCGGACAAGAAGAACAUUGUUUGUUCUGCAGACGAGACGUUGCUUUGCCAGCUGGGAAACCCCUUCAAAAGCAAUGAAAAGGCCACAAUCCUGAUUAUCUUUGAGACCUCGGGAAUCAACUUGUACACGGACAAGAUAGAGACCCAGCUCCAGCUGUCCACGCUGAGCGAGCAGAGCGACCUGAACCCUGUGCCGGUGCUGCUGCAGGUCGUGUACUCCGUAGACGUCACCUUCUCUAUGACGCAGUCUCAAGUGAAGACCUCCUUCAGUGGGACAGUGAUGGGCGAGUCAGCCAUGAAGCAGACCAGGGAUAUAGGAAGCCCGGUGGACUUCACCUUCAAGGUCCAGAUUCAAGGGGAGCCCCUGGGCUCCAUCGGCACGUUAGAGGUGGAGAUCGACUGGCCCUACGAGGUGCCCAACGGCAAGUGGCUGCUGUACCCAACGGAGGUGGUGACCAGGGGCACAGCUGAGACUCGCUGCGUGCCGCCUGGCGACAUCAUCAACCCACUCAACUUGACUCUGUCCAGCACCGACUCCGGCCGGCGGAAGAGAGAGGCCGAUGGGAAGGAGAAGAAGGUGGAGCCCCAGGCGGCCAUCACGGUCCAGAAGGCCAAGAAAGAGGACUUCCUGCUGGACUGUGCCGUCUCGACGGCCAGGUGCGAGAAGUUCACUUGCCCUCUGCGCAACAUGAGCAACGAGGCCCAGGUGACCGUCAGAGCGCGCGUGUGGAACAGCACCCUGCUGGAGGACUACAUCAACGCCUGGCAGGUGAAGGUGAAGGGCAGGGCCACCCUGAAGCUGCAGACGGACAAGCCCACCAUCAGGAUGAGCCAGCAGACGACGGAGUUUGAAGUGCAAAUUCUGCCCGUGCUGGGCAAGGAGGUGCCCUACGAGAUUCCGCUGUGGAUCAUCAUCGUGGCGGUGCUGGCUGGCGUGCUGCUCCUGGGCUUAAUCAUCCUGCUGCUCUGGAAGUGUGGCUUCUUUAAGCGAGCCAGCUACUACAGGAUAAUGCCAAAGUACCAUGCUGUGAAGAUCCGCAAGGAGGAGCGCUACCAGUUCAACGAGGGCUUCCUGACCAGGAGUACCAGGAAGAAGCACUGGGUCACCAACUGGACCGAAAUGCAACGCUAUUACUACUAAUCCCUCUAGCCCCUCCCCCUGGUUUCUGUGGGAACUCCUCAUUGGAAGAUGGGGAACUGCACUGCACAAGCUCCGCCUCUCUGAAGCCUGGGCGUGGCCAGUCCUGCCCAAUAGGGUUGUGGCGUCCCAGCCGGAAGGCGACUGCUGAGUUUCCUGUACCUUUACCGACGGUAGGGGAGAUGAGGUAAAUGCCUGAGCUGGGCUUAUCAGAAUAUUUUGUUUUCUAGUGCAAUAUUGUAGUAGCUAUUCUGUUCAGACAGGAUAGUCACAAAUUUCAAAAUAUUUUGAUAGAGUUUAAAAAAAAAAACAUUUUAAAGGGGCUAUACUUUUAUUUUUUUCAUGUGUGAAACCACUCCAUUUCAAAAAUAUAUUUUCUUAUUGGAUCUUUUUGUGCCUAAACUGCCUCAAGCCUAACACCUCCCUCCCAGUUGCACACUGCUUGAAUUUGACUCAGAGAUGCCAUUUUUACCUUAGGCUUGUCUAGGGAUUGAAAACCGUGGUGAGCUGACCCCCAGCAUUGUUCCAGUGCUGUAAUAGGAUUUAAAACUGGUUGUCAUUUUACCCCCCGUUACCUUUUGAAGUCCUGGCUUCAGAUUUUGCGCAACUUGUGCAACUUGUGAUGCUGCUAUUGGGACUUCAUAUUGUCGCGUCCUGGUGCCUUGUUUUUAAUCUCGAAUCGCCAGUUAGUUUUGAAACCCGCUGAUGGCCAGCUGUGUGUGUGUGUGUGGCCUUGCUGUCCCACACUGCAGCAGUACAGGCUGAGCCACUCGCCUUUUAACACGUCACUGGCGCGCCCUUCUGUCCUUCUGGCUUGUGGGUCACGGGGCGUCACUGCCUGGGGAUCCCCGAUUAGGGCUCUCCGGUUGACUGGAGGGGUUCUGUGCCCUUGAACACUGGACUUGACAGUGAGACGUUAUCGAGAGCUGUAGCCCACAGGGCUCUGCAGGAGCUCCAGGGCUCCAUGUUGCCUUGAAAAUUUUCUGACUUUAAAAGUGAAAAUGUACUUGAUUCUGUCGAAUUCCAAACUGUUCUAGGCCUCUAGUAUAUUUAUUCUGCAUUGUUUUACAACCUGCUGGAUAUUGUGAGUGAAUGAAAGGGGCUUUGAAGUGUUUAAUUUGAUAUUGACAUGUUCAGUUUGUUUUUCAUGCAUACGUUUUAUAAAAGGUAUAGAUGGUUUAAUAGAGAAAUGUGAUUCAAACCUGUGAAUUGUUUGGUUUCAAAUUGUCUGUCACAAUCCACUGUAAACCAGGUAAAGAUAUACAGCUCUCACAUGGUGAAAAGCUGUUGGAUACUGCACUCCAUUU
Messenger RNA from Lepisosteus oculatus (spotted gar), 4720 nucleotides. Lineage: Eukaryota; Metazoa; Chordata; Actinopteri; Semionotiformes; Lepisosteidae. The record is from RefSeq and is a predicted model, not a curated record.